Molecule: messenger RNA, 1111 nt
Organism: Penaeus vannamei (Pacific white shrimp)
Lineage: Eukaryota; Metazoa; Arthropoda; Malacostraca; Decapoda; Penaeidae
Cellular component (GO): extracellular region
Molecular function (GO): chitin binding
Source: RefSeq, a predicted model, not a curated record
CAUGAUAAAAGAGCCUACCUACGCUGGCCCUCAAUAGAGUCUGGCUCUCUUCUGGCACCCGAGCAUGGCACUUCGUAGCUCAGCUGUCGUCGCUCUCCUCGCGGCCCUUUUGGCCAACGCUGCAAGGGCUGAGGAUUGCUCUGCGCCCUUCUGUCUGGAUUUCGACGGCCAGCAAGUCCGGUGCGAUACCUCCUCUGUGGGUCACUACUUUUCCCAUCCCGACGACUGCCACCGAUUCUUGCAGUGCACCUACUCAGGACUAUUCGAAAUGAGCUGCGGUCCUGGAACGGCCUGGGACCAAAGCAUUUUGACCUGCGCGCACGAGGCCACCGUCGACUCCUGCAAGGCCCCCGAGAUCUGCGACUGCGACUGCUGCUUCCGCGCCGACCCCGAUGACGCGGCUGGCUUCAUCUACUGUCUAGCUAGUGCAAAAGGUGAAAAAGCCACGCCCUUCAAGCUUCGUUGCCCAGAAGGUCGAAAAUGGGAUGAUUCUACCGGUUCAUGUCAGUAAGAUGCGAUUAUUCGCGAAUGACAAACACAGACAACGCAUUCAAAGGCGAGAGAAAGGAUAUAAAGUCACGUUCUAUAAGAGCAAACAGAAACAGGAACCAUGAAAAAAACAUGGCGGUAAUAGUGGACAAUAGACUUCUUGUAAAGGACGAAACACGAAAGACCAAAUGAAGUUCUCAGAAGACCGAAACCUCAAAGAGAGAAGAAGAAGAAAAAAAAAAAAAAUAGAGCGAAAUCUCACAAAGGCGGAACAGCGGCGCCAUCCACACGACCGGAGACGAAGAGAAUUAUCGGACAUUGAUUAAACCAUCUCACGUUCUUUUAGGACUCGCAUAUAAGCUCCCGAUCAACACUGGUUCAGACUUAUUUCGGGGGGCCGUUCGGAUCCGCGUCUUUCCCUCUGAAGUACUUUAUGAAUGAAAUGUUGGCGAGGACGUCUUUGAUCGGUGGGAAAAAAUUGAAUGGAACAUUUCGAUUUUGUAAGACGGAUUUUGGAGCUAUCAUUAAAAUAUCAUUUGCUACAAGAAUGCCGUCAGUUCCUUUUACUACUAGUGAACAUUUACAGUUAUAUUAGUUGAUUAAAGUAUCGUAUCAAAAUACA